UUGUAGAGGAUGCCUCCCGGAAGCGCACACGGCCCACCCUAGGCUUCCUGUGCUGCUUCAGCAGCAGUGAACCCCCUGAGAUCAACCUGAAAGACAGUGUACCGCUGCAGCUGCUGGAGUUCAGUGCCCCUAUGCCCCCAGAGGAAGAACUGCAUGCCCGUUUCUCUGAAUUAGUGGAUGAACUGGAUCUCACAGACAAAAACAGGGAAGCCAUGUUUGCUUUGCCUGCUGAGAAAAAAUGGCAGAUCUAUUGCAGCAAGAAAAAGGAACAAGAGGACCCCAACAAGCUUGCUACCAGCUGGCCUGAUUACUAUAUUGACCGCAUUAACUCCAUGGCAGCUAUGCAGACACUAUUUGCUUUUGAUGAAGAGGAAAUGGAGAUGAGAAACAAGGUAGUAGAGGAUCUAAAGACAGCCCUCCGGACGCAACCAAUGAGGUUUGUCACACGCUUCAUUGAGUUGGAUGGCUUGACGUGUCUUCUGAAGUUCCUGAAGAGUAUGGACUAUGAAACCUCAGAGUGCCGCAUUCAUACAUCCAUCAUCGGCUGUAUCAAAGCCUUGAUGAACAACUCCCAGGGCCGUGCCCAUGUACUGGCCCACCCCCAGAGCAUCAAUACUAUUUCCCAAAGCCUCCGCCAGAACAACAUCAAAACCAAAGUGGCUGUGUUGGAGAUCCUGAGUGCCGUUUGCUUAGUGCCUGACGGGCAUAAGAAAGUAUUACAGGCAAUGGUACACUACCAGAAGUAUGCUGCAGAGAGGACUCGCUUCCAGUCUCUUUUGAAUGAGCUGGACAGAAGCACAGGCCAUUACAGGGAUGAAGUAAAUCUGAAGACAGCCAUUAUGUCAUUCAUAAAUGCUGUGCUGAAUGCUGGGGUUGGAGAGGACAGUCUAGAAUUUCGCCUUCAUCUUAGGUAUGAGUUUCUGAUGUUAGGAAUUCAGCCAGUCAUCGAGAAGCUGAGAACUCAUGAUAAUGCCACGCUCGACAGACAUCUAGACUUUUUUGAGAUGGUGCGGAAUGAGGAUGAGUUAGAACUUGCCAAGCGCUUUGACAUAACACACGUGGACACCAAGAGUGCUGGGCAGAUGUUUGAGAUGAUCAAGAAGAAAUUGAGUAACACAGAUUCCUACCCCCACCUUCUAUCUAUCUUACAUCACUGCCUUCAAAUGCCAUAUAAACGUGGUGCAGGCAGUAUACAGCAAUGGCAACUUUUAGACCGCAUCCUUCAGCAAAUUGUUCUACAAGAUGAAAAGGGUGAAAAUCCAGAUGCUUCACCUCUGGGUAAUUUCAACGUUAAGAACAUCAUUAAAAUGCUUAUCAAUGAGAAUGAAGUCAAACAAUGGCGAGACCAAGCAGAGAAGUUCAGAAAAGAGCAUGUGGAGCUCAUGGCUCGGCUGGAAAGGAAAGAAAGAGAGUGUGAGACAAAGACACAAGAGAAGGAUGAUAUGAUGAAGACACUCAACAAGAUGAAGGACAAACUGCAGAAAGAAGGAGUAGAGUUGCGCUCUGCCAGGGAGCAAGUAUUAAACCUGUCCUCCCACAUAAGCAACAUUUCAAACAAGAUCACUGGUACCAUCUGGUAUGAGAUUGAUGACAGAAGAGCCUUUAAGGUUCUUGACCUAAAGGACAUUGAGAAAAUGUUUUCCGCUUACCAGAAGCAGCAAAAAGAAACAGGAUCAAUGGAUGACCUUUAUCUGAGCUCACGCAAAGUCAAAGAGCUAUCUGUUAUUGAUGGACGGAGGGCCCAAAACUGUGUCAUCCUGCUUUCCAAGUUAAAAAUGAGCAAUGAGGAGAUAAAAAGAGCCAUUCUGGAGAUGGAUGAGAGGGAAGAGCUGGCUAAAGACAUGCUAGAGCAGCUGCUGAAGUUUGUUCCUGAGAAAAGUGAUAUUGAUCUUUUGGAGGAACACAAACAUGAGCUUGAGCGUAUGGCCCGGGCUGACCGCUUCCUGUUUGAGAUGAGCAGAAUUGACCACUAUCAACAGAGGCUCCAGUCUCUUUUCUUCAAAAAGAAGUUUGCAGAGCGUCUAGCAGAAAUAAAACCAAAGGUUGAAGCUAUUCUAUCUGCAUCACAUGAAGUGAUGAGAAGUAUGCGCCUGACACAGGCUCUGGAAGUGGUUUUGGCAUUCGGGAACUUCAUGAACAAAGGACAGAGGGGCAACGCAUAUGGUUUUAAAGUAUCCAGCCUAAACAAGAUCAUAGACACCAAGUCAAGUAUAGACAGGAACAUCACUAUGUUGCAUUACCUGAUCAUGAUUUUUGAGAAAAAUUACCCUGACAUACUCAGCAUUCAACAGGACUUGGCCACUAUACCAGAAGCUUCCAAAGUCAAUCUAGCUGAGCUGGAGAAGGAAGUGUUCAUUAUUAGAAGUGGCCUGAAAGCUCUAGAGGCGGAGUUACGAUACCAGCAGAGCCGAGCAUGUGACUGGGGAGACAAGUUUGUCCCAGUGGUCAGUGACUUCAUCACAGUUGCUAGCUUCAGCUUCUCUGAACUUGAGGAACUACUCGCUGAAGCCAAAGAUAAGUUUUCUAAGUCUCUGAAGCAUUUUGGAGAGGAGGAAGGUUGCAUGCAACCGGAUGAGUUUUUUGGAAUAUUUGACAUGUUCCUGCAGUCGUUCAACGAGGCCCAACACGACCUGGAGAACAUGCAGCGACGCAAAGAGGAGGAAGAGAGGAGAAUGCGUAUGGAGGCCAUGCUGAAGGACCAGCGGGAGAGAAAGACGAGCAAAGAAAAGCACCGGAGGCAGUGUGUCAGAGGAGGUGGGGAGUUUGACGAUCUCGUAUCAGCACUUCGCUCAGGUGAAGUCUUUGACAAGGACUCUAAACUUAAACGCAACCGGCGCUCUGUCAACCAGCUAGCGGAUUGUGGGGGUCGUGAAAGAUCUGUCACAAAGGUGAACUAUUGACCUCAGUGAAUACAGUCAGAAGGAGUUUGGAUUUUUAUAUUUACAG
Puntigrus tetrazona (Sumatra barb) is the source of this 2946-nucleotide messenger RNA. RefSeq names its product disheveled-associated activator of morphogenesis 2-like. The record is from RefSeq and is a predicted model, not a curated record. Gene Ontology annotation, molecular function: actin binding; small GTPase binding. Lineage: Eukaryota; Metazoa; Chordata; Actinopteri; Cypriniformes; Cyprinidae. Gene Ontology annotation, biological process: actin cytoskeleton organization; positive regulation of canonical Wnt signaling pathway; regulation of non-canonical Wnt signaling pathway.